Messenger RNA from Varroa destructor (honeybee mite), 1333 nucleotides. RefSeq names its product lysoplasmalogenase TMEM86A. Gene Ontology annotation, molecular function: hydrolase activity. NCBI's taxonomy places the organism in Eukaryota, Metazoa, Arthropoda, Arachnida, Mesostigmata, Varroidae. Gene Ontology annotation, cellular component: membrane. The record is from RefSeq and is a predicted model, not a curated record.
UUUGCCGUGCCGGCACCAUCGCACCUUGUCCUCUGUCGUGGAUUGCAUGGAGCGCUCGACCGACGACACCGCCAGAGAGAGAGAAUGGAAAGAACGUCAGCAGACUUGUAUCGACUUCCCGCGGGGUUCAUUCUAUGUCGAGGCAUUUUUCCAAUGGCUCUACCCUUCGUGCUAUUGACUGCUGGCUAUUUUUAUGGCCUAUUGAAAAUGAAGGAAGAUCUGACCUCGGUACACAUAAGUGUCCUCAAAUGUGGCCCUAUAGUACUACUUGCUCUGCUCGCAAUAGUGACUGGACGACCAUCCUCGUAUAAGUCCCUAAUCGUAGUGGGCUUGCUAGUAUCCGUCGUUGGUGACUUCUACCUUGUCUGGCAUGACGAAGUAAACUUUAUCAAAGGCAUGGUGGCCUUCGCUCUCGCACAUCUCUUCUAUAUUAUCGCAUUCGGCUUUCGUGGAUUGGCGCCAAUUCCAUUUAUCGUUACUUUCGCUAUGGCAGCCGGCGCCUUACAUACAAUCCUUCCAAUGCUUGACGGAUUUCUCUUCAAGGCAGUUCCAGUCUACAUCGUAAUAAUUUCAUUGAUGUUUUGGCGAUCGCUAGCCCGCCUUCAUCCUGACUACGAUUGGUGCCAUGUCGUAAGUGCCCUGGGUGCUUUGCUGUUUGUAAUUUCCGACUUCAAUUUAUCGCUAAACGCAUUUUACUUUAAGGAGCCUUGCAAACAUGGUCAGCUAAUUACGAUGGUUACCUAUUACGGAGGACAACUAGCCAUCGCUUUGUCUGUAAUCGAUCGGAGAAGACUCGUCGAGGUACACAUGAAGAGCAUAGCAGGAAAAUCCAGGACACACUAAAUGUUCCGAUUCUAGCGGGCCGCUAACAAACCGCUAAGUAAGUUAGUAUUUUUGCGAUAGGAACAGUGAAUUGUUACUAUACACUAUAGAAAUAAGUACUGUUUUAUUAGGAGGUUUGGGCAUUUACUGCUGUAGGGAUUUACGUUUAAGGAAUUAACGAAAAUUCACAAGAAAAUGUAGCAGUUGUUUGUACGUUUAAUGUUAGUUACAUAUUUAUCUUGAAUGCGCAAGAUCUGUUCUGCUACUAUGGCGCAUGGAGGUAAUUCUUUUACCCGGCCUGUGAACGGCCACCUUCAACAAUUGCCUAGCUUUCUGUGUCCUAAUCGCUAGAUAACGAGGGUAUACGAAUCAGUGUUAUCAGAUGACAUUGUCGAACCGACAAAUUUUCAGAUUGCAACACAUUGUCACAAUAUACCUUAUUGAGUAUACUGGAAUUAUGUUAAAUAACACAAUCAGUUUCCAAUAAAUAUAUUUUUUAACUUAAGAUUAA